UGAAAUCCUUCUUGCCAGUUUACCGCUUCCUAUUUUUGGUGUGCCAGGUGUAUUUAAUAUUGGACCGUCAAUAGAUCUAGUUGCUACAACUGAAAUUUCUGGCAACGUAAGCGUAACAAUAAAUUUUGGUGGAGAUAUUAGUUUACCAAAAUUUAAUGUAAAUGCCACAUUUGUUAAUGAGCCAAUCUUUAAUCAAACUGGAUUUAUCCCUGAGGUUAACUUACAUAAACCGAAGCUUGAGAUCAGCACUCCAUCUAAAGUGACAAUUUUAACUGCAUUAAAACCACAAUUGGCUUUUGGUCUUAGCAUACUUAAUAAAUCUCUUUUAAAAGUAGGUCUUGAAUUAGUUGGAGAACUAAACUCUACCGUUACACUUGGGAAACAAAGUAAAUGUAAGAGAAGUAAACAACCACGUCUUGAAUCUACCCUUAAUG
Funneliformis mosseae is the source of this 434-nucleotide messenger RNA. Lineage: Eukaryota; Fungi; Glomeromycota; Glomeromycetes; Glomerales; Glomeraceae. The record is from the annotation of a GenBank genome assembly.